CGAAAACAGCUGAAGCGCAGAAAAGCAGAUACAUGCAAAAUAGUCAGCAAGCAAAGGAGCUAGCUAGCUAUGUGGUCAGAGAGGAGAGGAGAGACGACAAGACGAGACGGAAAAUUUCGAUGAUCAACGAUGCAAUCAACUUCUCUUCGAAGAUAGCUAACGUUGGUUUUGAUAGCAAUCCGAUUGAUCUUUGAAUGUGAAAAGAGACACUUGAUGUGAAAUCGGACAGGGCUGUCCUGAAGCAAAGAUAAAAGGCAAAAAGUUAAACUCCGCUUCUGAGAUGAAGGAAAUGUCUAGUUAACACUUUAUGUGUCAAGCCUGUCGUCCCCUUCGUGUAGCUGAUAGUUACAGCUCUGGGUUUCUCUGUGGAAUGCCCGUGUCAUGAUGCCAUCGCUGAGUCUCACCCUGCGUCCAGGUGACCAGGGAGGGCGUGUCGAGUCGUCAGCCAAUCACAGCAGGUGCUUUAGGAGAGUCAGUUCCUGUUUAUGUUCAUCAGUACUUCCUAUCAGAACCCUCCCGCCUCACUGACGUCCUGCCCCCUCGGUGGUAGGUAGGUAGUUCCUGUAUCCAUCUCUUCCAUCACUUCCUCUUCCUCCUGAAGCUGUCUGGCUGUGUGAGGAUGUGGUGCUAGCUGGCACUGUUCGUAACUAUGGUGAUAGUCAGGUAACCGUGGUAGGAGGAGUCUGUGGGCACAGCUUCCUGAUGUUGUGCCAGGUGCUGACGGGACAGGAGGGCACCAUCGAACGGACGUGCACAGAGGUGCUGUGCYACUCUGCUUCCUAGUUUACACUGAUGACAUCACAACAGGAAGUAUAGGACCUAUCUUACUGUAGAACGUCAAUCUCCGCCUCCUUGCACUUUCUAGAACUUCCUGUUGCUGCUACUUGACUUCCUGUUGCACAAAGUCUCUCAGACACUUUAAGGCUCUGACCUCUGACCUCAGAACCCAAGCAGCCAUGAGGCACAUUCACGUAGAACUGACACGCGGCAGCAAGGAGGAGCUGGCUCCUGUGGAGCUUCCAUCRCAGGAUGGGGACGUGCCUCCUCCCGCGGCCCCCUCACAGGUCCCCGACCUUGAGGUGAUGCGACCAGGGGUGGUGGUUCCCAAGCCCUUUGGUCAGGAGCAGCUGCGUCUCCAGAAGGUCUACCAGCUCUCCAUCUUCUCCCAGCUGGGGGGGUUCUCAGCCUCCGAGCUCCCCAGAACCAGUGAGGCCCAGCCGGGGCAGUUCCAGCCGGGUCAGGUCCAGCGGACUGACAGGGUGGGGGUCAAGAGGGGACAGGGUGGGGGUCAAGAGGAGUCCCAUCUAACCCACAAAUGGCCCCACCUGGCUGGGGACGUAGACAGGGAAAGGGAUGGAGGGGUGCUGUCAGGGUCAGGACCUGGGGUAGGGGUGGAUAUCGGAAUGGGGGUUGGAAUGGGGUUAGGGAUGGGGUUAGGGGUAGGGCAGGGGCCUGUAUCCUCCUGCAUCAUGGUGGAUCACAGAGACUCAGAUGGGGGCCUGUCGCCUAGAUCCCCCCCACCUGCCCCCCUCUCUCCGGGCCACACCCCCGCCAGACGCCCUGCCCAGCACAAUCACGACAGGCCCGUCCCGGACCUAUGGGCCCCGCUUUCGCCCAAACCAUCCCCCAUGGUCGAGCCACACAGCCCCCCUGGCUCCCACAGCCCCUUACCCAGCACAGAGCCUCGUCCUGGGGGCGACGCGCCAGCCUGCUCCUUGGGCAAUCCUGGAGGGUCUGGGGAGGGCUGCAGUAGUGGCUCCUCAUUGGGACAGCAUCAGCCCAACUGCUGCACUGACGGCCCCCGUGGGGCCCUUGGGGCAUUCGACACCCUUAGUCCUCCUGGAGGACCUCCAGGCUCCCUCUCCCACCGCUUCCCUCCCACCACAGACCCCCAGGAGCCAGGGGAGGGUAGGGAGUGGGGGGCCAAGCUGGAGUCCUCACCGCCCCAUCCCAGUGCCACCGCCUUCAACUCCACCAACGGCCUGAGCUCCGUGGAGAAGACCCCCAGCACCAGUGGCCUGAGCUCCGGGGAGAAGACCCCCAGCACCAGUGGCCUGAGCUCCGGGGAGAAGACCCCCAGCACCAGUGGCCUGAGCUCCGGGGAGAAGACCCCCAGCACCAGCGGCCUGAGCUCCGGGGAGAAGAACCCCAGCACCAGUGGCCUGAGCUCCGUGGAGAAGACCCCCAGCACCAGCAGCCUCCGUGGGAUCUCUUCGGGUCCCUGCCCGGCCAAGAAGAAACUGCUAUCAUCCAGCGACACGGGAGAGUCGUGUUCGGAGGACGAGGGCCCCUCCACCUCUAAGAGGAGCCGUCUGGCCCUGCUGGCCCCGGGGUUAGGGCUGGRCUCCUGCAGGGGCACCGAUGCCAAGGCUGCCCCCUUCUGGAAUCAUCUGCUGCCCAACGCACAGGGCCCGGACCACACCAAGCCUUUAGGAAAGAAGGGAUACAGCGUACCCAAAGCAGGGACCAUCCAAGUGACCUUAUUCAACCCCAAUAAAACUGUGGUGAAGAUGUUCCUCGUGACCUAUAACUUUGGGGACAUGCCCGUCAAUCACAUGACCUUCCUGCGUCACCGCAUCUUCCUGGUUCCCGUUGAGGAGGCGGGGCCAGAGGCGAAGGGGGAUGGGCCUCCAGAGCCCAGGGCCACACCCACAGAGAGGAGGAAGAUUCUCUGCUACCUGAUACACCUCAGAUUCCAGAGCUCUAAAUCUGGGAAGAUCUACUUGCACAACGAUAUCCGGCUGCUUUUCUCCCGCAAGUCCAUUGAGGUGGACACGGGGAUCCCUUACGAGCUCAAAUCUUUCACAGAGGUGCCAAAAAACCCAAAAUACUCCCCCCGCGUGUGAGCCUAUGAUGAACCCGCGACCCCUGACCCCAUCACCAACGCAGCCCAUUCCUGGAACUGGGCACAGAGAGAUAAACAGACAGACAUGGACAAGAAAACUUGAAAAGAUUAUUAAUUCAAACACACAUAUAUAUAUACUGAGUAUACAAAACAUUAAGGACACCUUCCUAAUAUUGAGAUGCACUCCCCCUUUUGC
Messenger RNA from Salvelinus sp. IW2-2015, 3041 nucleotides. Lineage: Eukaryota; Metazoa; Chordata; Actinopteri; Salmoniformes; Salmonidae. The record is from RefSeq and is a predicted model, not a curated record.